Molecule: messenger RNA, 756 nt
Organism: Fomitiporia mediterranea MF3/22
Lineage: Eukaryota; Fungi; Basidiomycota; Agaricomycetes; Hymenochaetales; Hymenochaetaceae
Product: lactam utilization protein lamb
Exons: 10
Coding region: 1-756 (251 amino acids)
Biological process (GO): carbohydrate metabolic process
Source: RefSeq, a predicted model, not a curated record
AUGGUUCUCCGUGCAACUGUAAAUUGUGAUAUGGGUGAGGGCUAUUCGCUAUAUUCUAUGGGUGACGAUGAGUCGCUCAUGAAGACCAUUCAUCUAGCCAACAUAGCCUGUGGCUUUCACGCGGGUGAUUUCAUGGUUAUGGAUAAGACUGUUUCACUUGCGAAGGCAAACAACGUGAAGGUCGGUGCGCACCCAAGCUUGCCAGACCAUCAAGGCUUUGGUAGAAGAGAGAUGGCUAUUGAACCCGACGAGCUCGCAUCGUGCUUGGUUUAUCAAGUGGGAGCUCUCUCAGGCUUCCUGCAUAAGAAUGGCCUCGUGAUGAACCACAUAAAACCACACGGUGCCGUCUACGGUCAAACUGCUCGCUCGCCCGAGUUAGCGCGAGCGGCCGUUGGCGUCGCGAAGAUGUUCAACGUCGCGUAUAUGGGUCUCGCUGGGACUUGCCACCAGACUGCAGCAGAAGAACAAGGUGUUAAAUUCAUUGCUGAAUGGUUUGCGGACCUGGAAUAUUCUCCUGAAGGAAAACUUCUCAUAACAAAGAAACAUGAUCCCGUCAGUCUGAAUGAAGUCGAGACACGGGUCAGGAGAAUGCUCUCAGAGGAACUCGUGACUACGAAGAGCGGUACCCUGCCAAUCGGGACAGGCGUUCAAGACAUAAGCAUAUGCGUCCAUUCUGAUUCACCGGGUGCAAUUGAGAUCGCCCAGACGGUUAAGCGCCUUGUAGACGAGAGUAACAAGAAUGCUGGUUAUCAGUGA